Messenger RNA from Mustela lutreola (European mink), 882 nucleotides. RefSeq names its product eukaryotic translation initiation factor 4E binding protein 1 (gene EIF4EBP1). The coding region runs from base 82 to 438 and encodes 118 amino acids. Gene Ontology annotation, biological process: negative regulation of translational initiation. NCBI's taxonomy places the organism in Eukaryota, Metazoa, Chordata, Mammalia, Carnivora, Mustelidae. Gene Ontology annotation, molecular function: eukaryotic initiation factor 4E binding. The record is from RefSeq and is a predicted model, not a curated record. Gene Ontology annotation, cellular component: cytoplasm. The transcript is spliced from 3 exons.
GGGGCGGGACAAGGCGAAGCGGGAGGGGCCGGGGCGGCCGUAGGGCCACGCUCCGGCUGCGGGCGCAGCGCGAGAGAGACCAUGUCUGGGGGCAGCGGCUGCAGCCAGACCCCAAGUCGGGCCAUCCCGGCCACCCGCCGGGUGAUCCUCGGCGACGGCGUGCAGCUGCCGCCCGGGGACUACAGCACCACCCCCGGCGGCACGCUCUUCAGCACCACCCCGGGAGGUACCAGGAUCAUCUAUGACCGGAAGUUCCUGAUGGAGUGUCGGAACUCACCUGUGACCAAAACACCUCCAAGGGACCUGCCCACCAUUCCCGGGGUCACCAGCCCCGCCAGUGAGGAGCCCCCCACAGAGCCCAGCCAGAACCACCUGCGCAACAGCCCGGAAGAUAAGCCAGCCGGCGGUGAAGAGUCACAGUUUGAAAUGGACAUUUAAAGGACCAGCCAUUGAAUCGAGCAAUGCCUCAGGGCACCCCUGGCCCUUCUCGGGAGAAAAGUCACACCAGCCAGGCCUUUUGCAAGUCAUAAUCCUGGGCAGGCAUUGAGUAUGUGGUCGGCCAUCCCGGCCCUCGGGCAUGGGAUGGUCGGCCAUCCCAUGCCCUUCCUCAUUCAGGGCACCUGCUCCCCCUUCCUCUUCGAGAACACCAGCGGAUACCUCCAUGUGCCUCCCCUCAGGGGGGAGCUGCCACCCUAAGGGAAGUGACUCUCGUGGGCACAGCCUGCAGCUCAGGGCCAGGAUUGGAUGUGGAGGAGCCCUUCUGAGUGAUUAUCCAGCUCUUCCGGCCCCAGCCUCUGGGGGCGCACCCACCCCUUCCUUAGGUUGGUGUUCCCUCCUUCCCCAAGAGAGGAAAUAAAAGCCACCUUCGCCCUAGGGCCAAGA